GUAUAUGAGGCUCGUGACAAGGUCAUUGGGGAGGGGACUGGCAUCUUUCUGUUUCCCAACGGCCUUAGAGCACUCAACAGAAUCGACCCAGCCAUCGUGACACAGCUACUUUCUCGGGGAGUCCCAGAUCCCACAUGUCUCUUCCUCACCCCGUUCGGCCACCGUCUGUCCCGCUGGGGCCUGUCGACCAACAUGGCUGCUCGGUAUGGCUUCCCAAUGCUGGCGAUCGGCUGGCGAGAGGUGCACGAUGUGCUCUUCCGCAUGCUGCCAAGAGACGCCGUCCACACCGGCCACAGGCUUGUUGCGAUGUCACAGAGGGAGGAGGCGGAGGGGGGUGGAAAGGGCAGCGGCACGGUGAAGUGCGUCUUUCGAAAGGUGGAGCGUGGGACGAAGCGUCUACUGGAGGUGGAGACGCCGCUUCUUUUGGGAGCAGAUGGCAUUUUCUCCGAAACCAGAAAGCAUUUGCUGGGGCAGCAGGAGGGGCGCAAUGAGAAUGGCGGGUUAGUAGGAGAGGAAGUGGGGCCUCGAGACACUGGGCGAACUAUCUGGAGGGCCAUCAUCGACAGCAGCCUUGUCUCCCACCCACUACUGCAGCCACAGCACAGUCUCAACAUACUAGCUGGCGACCGUGUGGGAGCCGUCCUGAACGGCCACGCAGGCAAGCUUUACUGGGGCCUCGCGCUUGCUGACGGGGAUGAUCCGACGGUCAGCAGCAGCCGAUCCAGGAGCGGGGAGGAGGCGAGGGAUAAGAUCCUGCGAGCAGUGAAGGGGUGGGAUUUGCUGCCGCAGUUGGCUGAGGCCACUCCACCAGAGCUAAUAGUGGAACGCCGCAUGCUUGACCUGCCCACCCUGCCCUUCUGGGUCAAAGGCCGCACUGCUCUACUGGGAGAUGCGGCUCAUGCAAUAACGCCAGAGCUGGGUCAGGGGGCGAACAUGGCGUUUGAGGACGUGGCACAGAUGGUGGAAUGCAUCCGCGCCUACUCAGAUGUCAGGCGUGCACUGGAAAGCUUCCAGUCCCUUCGCAUGCCACGUGUGCAUGACGUGGCAGCAAUGAAUAAUGCGUGCAGCUGGAGUCAACAGGUGCAGCUGGAGUCAACAGGUGCAGCUGGAGUCAACAGGUGCAGCUGGAGUCAACAGGUGCAGGUGUAG
This is a messenger RNA of Closterium sp. Naga37s-1, 1149 nucleotides long. The record is from the annotation of a GenBank genome assembly. Lineage: Eukaryota; Viridiplantae; Streptophyta; Zygnematophyceae; Desmidiales; Closteriaceae.